AUGAACGCGUUACCAGGAGGGACCUUGAACUAAACAACGCAACAAUGGCGGCGGCUGUAACUUCUAGUAGACCGUACCAUAUUAUUAUUUUCGGUGCCACAGGGUUCACCGGACAGUUUGUAGUGGAGGAGGUCGCCCGAUGUGCUGCCGAGAGUCCCGGCGGAAGCUCUCUGAAAUGGGCCGUGGCCGGGAGAAGCAGACAGCGUCUGGGAGAAGUGUUGAAACAAGCCGCGGGGAAACUGUCUAUGCCAGAGCUGAGGACAGACAUUGAAAUCAUUAUUGCUGAUGUGUCAAUUGAGGAAUCGCUGGCCAUCAUGUGCCAACAAGGCCUGGUAAUUCUCAACUGUGUGGGACCUUACAGAUUUUAUGGCGAACCAGUGAUCAAAGCUUGCAUAGAAAAUGGAGCUCACUACAUAGACAUCUGUGGGGAGCCUCAGUUCCUAGAGAGUAUGCAGCUAGAGUACCACACUAAGGCGUUGGACAGGGGAGUGUAUGUGAUUGGGAGCUGUGGCUUUGACUCCAUACCGGCAGACCUGGGUAUUCUCUAUACACAGAGGCAGUUCAAAGGAACACUGACAGCUGUGGAGAGCUUCCUGAACAUUAGCAGUGGGCCUGAGGGCUCAUCUGGCCACGAUGCCACUUGGCAGUCUGCUGUGUACGGUUUCGCAGACAGCGGAUCGCUCCGCCAGGUGAGGAAGAAGCUUGGCCACAAGCCGCUGCCUGUGGUGGGAGCCAAAGUCAAAAAGAGGGGGUUUGUGUUUUUCAGCAAGGAGAUCGAGCAGUAUGCCAUCCCAUUUAUGAGUUCUGACCCCUCAGUAGUCAAGAGAACCCAGCGUUUCCUUUACGAGGACGAGCACCAGUCACCAGUCCAGUACAGUGCCUACGUUGGGAUCGGUGGCGUCUUCUCAGUAGUUAAGCUUUUCUGUGGCGGCCUAUUCUUCUGGUUCUUGGUCAAAUUCAGCCUGGGCAGGAAGCUCCUCACCACGUUCCCAUCACUCUUCUCCUUUGGCUUUUUCACCAAGUCUGGUCCAACCAUGAAGCAGAUAGAAGACACCUGUUUCAGCUUGACACUUUUCGGGGAGGGCUACUCAGAGGGUACGGAUCCCAUGCAGGGUCGACCCAACGCAAAGAUCUGCACUCAGGUCAUAGGAGCAGAGCCGGGUUAUGUAGCUACAGUUUCUGCUAUGGUACAAGCAGCAGUGACCUUGCUGAAUGAACUGCACUCUCUACCCAGGAGGGGAGGGGUGUACACUCCAGGAGCUGCCUUCCAUAAGACAAGUCUAAUCGAGCGCCUCCAAAGCCACAGCAUCAAGUUCUCAGUCAGAAACUAGCAGUAGGCCUUUAACAGUAACCACUGUAAAGGUUAUCUUCAGUUACAGUAUGUAUCGUAUUUGUACUGAUGUCCACUGGAGAUGUCAACAUAAGCACUUAUCACCGUGAUUGUAUCUGUAAAGUCCUGAACUUCUGUUUAUCGCUUUAGUCAUUUCACUCACACGCUGGGAACAGAACCACUGAAGCAGAGCUGCGUUGUCUUGUUCAAGGACACACAGGUACACACUGGCUGUCACACACAUCUCUGCAUCUCUACAGCAGACAUUUGUUGACUAUGAAUUUAUGGAAAUAAGCGUGUUUAGUUUAAUCAACAAGAAUCUUGGUCUGCAUGAAAAUUUGUACUUGAACACAAAAACCACUAAACUUGAUAUUUAAAAUACAAUAUAGCAGAAACUAUAUAACUAUUUGUUUUAGGGAUGAACGAUCUAGAUUUCUUUCAGUUGAUACGAUAGCUCAGUGGUUCCAAAACUUUUGUAGAUAAGAAUAUUUUCAAGCCCCCCUUGGGAGCCCUGUCACAAACUUUUCCAUGUUAUGCUAGCAGGGCUCAAGCCUUGCCGUCCCCCGUGCAAUAGCUCUGCCCCCCACUUUGGGAACCACUGCGAUAACUGAUAAUUGCCGCUUCUAAAGGACAAUACCGAUAAUUUCACAUUUUUGUGUUUUAAAUAGUUCAUUACCUGAUUAUACGCACCUAAUGGUUUAAAAGGCUAAGAUUUAGUGAGCUAAGCUAUGAAUGAUUUAAUAUUUCAUAGUUCUGAACUAACCAAAUCUAACUGACAUUGUUAACACAACAAAAAUGAUCUGUGUAUCUAAAGCCGGCCACAGCUCCAUUGUUAUAAAACUAUAUAUAAAAAACAUCAGUAAGCCACACUGUUGCGCUGUGAGAGAUGCUCCUUAGUUACCAUGAGCUCUCGUACUUGAACACACAUUUGAAUCUUUUUUGUCCACCGUCCACAUGACAAGUGAUGGAAACUCAAUGUAUUACCACAGUUUUUGUGACUGAUGCAAAUAUUAUGGUCCAAGAUGGUGCUAAUCUUGUGCACUGGCCUCCAGUAAAUGCUCUGUUUACUGCUGUUUUGAAUAAUUUUGUCAAAAACUAUAUCAUUUUUACUUCAAUUAUUUUUAAGUCCAUAGCAAUCAAUGUGUUUGGGGCUGAGAGCCACAGAUGGGGAAAGGGAGUCUGAAAGAGUCUUUGGUAUCAACUGUUUCGUGUGAUUUGUUGAGAUCAGUCUUAUCCUUUAAAGUACUUUAUGCUCUUUGAACUUAAUGCAAAGAGUUAAAUGCACAAAAGAAAUAAAAGAAAUUCAUGAAUUGUUA
Cottoperca gobio is the source of this 2646-nucleotide messenger RNA. RefSeq names its product saccharopine dehydrogenase b (gene sccpdhb). Gene Ontology annotation, cellular component: mitochondrion; lipid droplet; plasma membrane. The transcript is spliced from 12 exons. The record is from RefSeq and is a predicted model, not a curated record. Bases 45 to 1331 code for a protein of 428 amino acids. Gene Ontology annotation, biological process: glycolipid biosynthetic process. NCBI's taxonomy places the organism in Eukaryota, Metazoa, Chordata, Actinopteri, Perciformes, Bovichtidae.